Messenger RNA from Conger conger (European conger), 3341 nucleotides. RefSeq names its product neuroplastin-like. Lineage: Eukaryota; Metazoa; Chordata; Actinopteri; Anguilliformes; Congridae. The transcript is spliced from 9 exons. The record is from RefSeq and is a predicted model, not a curated record. Bases 455 to 1675 code for a protein of 406 amino acids.
AGAAAAACAAGAAUAUGGCUUGGCUAUUACAAAAAAAUAUCCUUUUGAAAUGGACGUAUUUGCAGCUAGAAUUAUCAUCGCCACCAAUUAACAUGACGUCAUCCUCGGAAUUCCGAAAUACGACCGUCUUCGCAAGGCAUCAUGGAUCAGUCGUCCGCUGAGUCCGUUUAGUCUCUCCUAGUGUUGGGAGGUUGGUCCUUUAAUUUUGCUGCAUGUACAUCGGCAUCUCCGAGCAACUGGGCUACCAGCAGUCCUCCCCUGCUGCCUGCCUGCACCAAAGAAACACCGCUUUUGCCUGAGCAACGACGUCAUCCUCCUACAGCUAAGCACGAUUCUGGGUGACCUGGCUUGAGCACGGCAGGAGAGAGCUGUGUCACCUCUACGUUUCUCAGCGUUGCUCCCCCGUCCCUCUCAGGUUGCCCCGAUCGUUAUUUCUUCUCCCUCGUCUUUCCUGAUGAUACCUGGUCUCCCGAACGACCGAAACCCAAGAAUGGUGUCCUGCUCAGUGAUGCUGGCGGUAGUUCUAUUCGGGGUCUUGAUGCUGCAUGUCGCCUCGGCUCAGAACGCUGGGUUUGUGAAGUCACCCAUGUCAGAGACAAAGCUGACCGGGGACACCUUUGAGCUGUACUGCGACGUGACCGGCACCCCCACCCCGGAGAUCCAGUGGUGGUACGCCGAAAUCAACCGGGCCGACUCCUUCAAGCAGCUGUGGGACGGCGCGCGCAAACGGCGCGUCUCCAUCAACACGGCCUACGGCAAUAACGGGGUGAGCGCGCUGGGCGUCACGCGCCUGACGCUGGAGGACUCGGGGACCUACGAGUGCCGGGCCAGCAACGACCCGCGCCGCAACGACCGGCGCCAAAACCCCGCCCUCACCUGGAUCCGAGCGCAGGCCACCAUUUCCGUUCUGCAGAAGCCAAAGAUCGACGCCACUGAGCACUUGGUCCUCCCCACCGACCCCCCGAUCAGCUCAAUCACGCUGCAGUGCAACCUGACCACCACUCCCAGCAAGCACCGCGAGAGCUUCUGGAUGAAAAACGGGGAGGAGAUUCCUGGGUCACGUGGCAGCCUCAAUAACACUGAGUAUAGAAUCAAGAAGCCAAGGGCAGAUGACUCUGGGGAAUACAUGUGUGUGUACACCUUUGAAACUACACCUCCCGCUAACGCCACCAUAGAGGUGAAAGCCGCCCCUGACAUCACCGGUCACAAACGCAGUGAGAAUAAAAACGAAGGCCAGAAUGCCAUGCUGUACUGUAAGUCCGUGGGCUAUCCUCACCCCAUCUGGACCUGGCAUAAACUGGAAAAUGGCAUGGCUAAGGAAAUAGACAACUCAUCCGGGCGCUUCGUGAUCACCAACAAGGACAACUACACAGAGCUGAACAUUCUGAACUUGGACAUCAACUUGGACCCCGGCAACUACCAGUGCAACGCCACCAACAUCAUCGGCGCCUCGUCCACCAAGUCCAUCCUGCGGGUGCGCAGCAUCCUGGCCCCGCUCUGGCCGCUCCUGGGCGUGCUGGCCGAGAUCAUCACCCUGGUGGUCAUCAUCGUGGUGUACGAGAAGCGCAAGAGCCCGGACGAUGUGCCUGAAGAUGACGAACCAGCUGGACCAAUGAAAACAAAUUCUACAAACAACCACAAAGACAAAAACCUGCGCCAGAGGAACACUAACUGAGCACACUUCCUGCACAGUGUUUAAAUGGAUAUCAUGACAAUGUGAAGGUAACGGAGGAAGAAGAGCCGAAAUUCCGAAGGAAACACAUCCGGGAUCAUUCGGAGUCUUAAAGGGCACAUGAAGCACUCUGUAAUGUGACUCUGGUUCAUUCGCUUUUUACCUUCGAUAUGGCCCUGCAUUCAAAUCUGAAAUUGACUCGCAUUUGCUAGAAAAAUAAGCUAAAUGUGAGGGAAAAACUAAACAAAAAACACAUAACGAGGGUCCUUUUGCUUCACCCCAGGAUUUUAAAAUGAGUAUUACCUAAGAAAAUGUUUUAAUUCUUACAAACUGGCUACAUGGUUUCCUCAUGCUAGGUAGCCAGCUUGUCUCCUCUACUCAUAGACCUUAGUAGUUUUGUCCACAGCAUCCGUCUUCAGUUGGUUGGAGAGCAAUAUUUUGUUUUGUUUAGAUUUUUCCCUCACCAUUCACCAUUGAGCUCAAAGUUAGCCGUCCAGUAACACUGUGGGAAUUGCUUCAGCAGCCCCGACAAACCCACCUAGUGCGCCCUAGUACUAGUAGCUACAAAACAAAAGCACAAAAAACUUUAUUUUUCUAGCAAAUACAGAAUUUCAGAUUUUAAUUCAGGGCCAUAACUUGUCAAAAGAUAAAAAGCAAAUGAAGCAGAGACACAUUACCGAGGGCUCAACGUCCUCUUCAACAAAUCAUCGAUAAGAAGAAUACAAAAUGGCUAUUUUAAUCAUGCCUUAUUCAAGUCUUGUGUGGCGACGCAGGAAUAGAGGUGUUCAUUCUUUCCUCCUGUGUGCUAUUGUUGCUUUUUGUUUGUUCCAUAACCACCCCCCCCCCCACCCCACCCUACCUUCAAUCAGCAAGAAUCCUUUAAUUUGUACUGUUACAUAUCGUUAAUGCAUGCAAGAAUAAUUACUGUAUGAUAGACAUGACUGUGUUUUUUUUCUGACUGGUUUGUUUCUUUGAGUGAGACUUCAAUCAAAUUUAUCUUUGUAUUUUAACUUCAGCAAAUCUUUUAAAUCUUCCAAACAAAAAAAAUAUAUUGCUAUAUUCUGAUACAUAUUGAGCUUUGUACAGUUCAGCCAUUCCACAGCACAUCAUUCCGUAUAGUGUUGUUAUAUAUUUUCACAUUUUAUCUCACAAUGUAAAGGCUUCAGAGGCAUUCUGCAGUAUUUAAUCAAUAAUGAAUUCAAUUCAAAUUCAGUUAUUGUACUAUGAACAUAAAAUAGCAAUUACCUGUUUUAAUAUUUUCUAUAGCAACUUGGAUGUCUUGUAAAUGUUGCACUUAAGUGUUAUAAAAUAAAAACCUGUAUAAAUUUCAUUUUAUAAUGCACAUUCCCUGAUUUAGUCAUUUAUAUUGAAAAUAUCUAUUGUACAGCAUGGCUAUUAUCCUAUGCAAUAUUUAUUCAUAUAGAUAUAUUCACACUUUUGAGGCAGGAAUGGUUUGUUUUUCUAUAAUAAAGCUUUACUCAUGUGAGAUCACUUUUACAGACUGGUUCAGAUGUAUUGCUCUGCUGUAGAUGCAUGAGUCUUCUAUAAACUGCGUGUUUGUGUAAUGCAGUGCAGAUGGUUGUAUAUUUGGGUGGAGAGAGCUGACAAGCCACAAUAAAACAUGUGAAACCAAUCAUUUUUGAGAAUAAACAACUUCAAAUUUUAAAAA